AUGGCUUCAAGUGCAAGUCCUGCCAUGCACAUUGCAAUGGCCAACCCUUGCGCUAAUUCUUCUUCCACAGCCUCUAAGCCAGGCACUGCAAUGUUCAGAAGGGGAAGUAAAGGAGCAUCUUGGGCAGCGCUCACUAGCUCUUCCCAUAUUUCAUCAGCACAGCCAUUGCACCAGAGAUUCCAAUUCUCUUCUGUGAAAUUACAAAAAUUUGUUGCAAAAGCAAUGUCUAAAGCAAGCAACAGCAAGCCUCUGUCUGGCUUGCCAAUUGAUUUGAGAGGUCAGAUAUUUCCAUGUUCCCCUUUUCUUCAUAAUAACUCUUGUUAUCUUAACAAAUUCUGUUUCUGA
Thlaspi arvense is the source of this 345-nucleotide messenger RNA. NCBI's taxonomy places the organism in Eukaryota, Viridiplantae, Streptophyta, Magnoliopsida, Brassicales, Brassicaceae. The record is from the annotation of a GenBank genome assembly.